ACACGUUAGCGCGCUCGGCUGUGUAUGAAGGCCGCGCACGUCGAUGCACGCGGCCGCGCGCUCCCGACGGAGCGUACAGCAUCGCCCCGGAGGGCGCGACUACAAAAGCCGAGUCCAAACCAACCGUCGAACUUUCGCAUCCACCCACCACAAUGCCCGGAAAGCACGUACGCAUCGACGAGCGCCAGAACGAGUACUUCUCGCCGAAGCCAGAAGUUGUCGCUGUGCCCUCGCACCACCAUUCCAGCUGUACGGGGUCAUCGUCGUCGCGCCAUUCAGGUUCCUCGCACCACUCAAGCUCGAAGCACCGUUCCCCUUCGCCUCGCCCGGUCGGUAUUCACCGACUCCUCUCCGUGUCCUCCCCUGCGGUACUCCAGCUUGACCUGCGGCAGUCCGCGCGUAUCUACUUGCCCAGCAUCCCCUCGGUCUACCAGGCCCGCCCCGCCACCGAGCCGCCCCUCCCGCGCCUCACCAUCGUCUGCGCGCACCUCCCCUGGCGCAUCCACGUCGACGCCUCGAACGGGCGCUAUGUGACCGUCUUCGACGUCCUCGCCGCCCUCAGCCACACGCUGCGCACGCCCGUGACGGAGCCCGAGUUCCACCAGCUGCUCGGGCACACCGACCGGCGGCGCGCGGCGGCGGCGUACACGGAGCGCUACCGGCGCGCGGGGACCUCUGAGGAGAAGCGCGGGGGGCUGCGCCGCGUCGACUUCCUCAUGUCGCGGUACCACUUCGUGGGGCUCGAGCCCGUGCGCGGCCGUGGGGAUGCAUGGACGCUGUGCGUGCGGUGACAUGGGGAGGCGCCCUCGUCUAUCACCCAGGAGAGAUGAACAUCACCUUCAUCAUCAGGAGAGGCACGUAAGUGCCCACUAUCUAUCACAAGGAACUUCGCACCGGCCCUCGCCCCGCCUCCACGUCCGGCCUCCGCCCCGCUUCGUCGAGCCCGCCAUCCCACAUCCGAAUCUGUCGAACGGCCGUGAUGGCCAUACAUCUUCUCGCCGGUGUUGCGCGUCGACGCGCUUUCGUAUUCGCUUUUCUGUGUGUUUUCGUCGCUUCCGGCGAAUACUCUCGCGCCUCGAUUCUCGAAGUUCCCAAUGAUGCCUCCCAGGCCCAGGUGGCUGCUGGAUCGCCUUCAAUACAUUCAUCAUGUUCGGUGAAAUCCCCAGUCAC
Molecule: messenger RNA, 1170 nt
Organism: Schizophyllum commune H4-8
Lineage: Eukaryota; Fungi; Basidiomycota; Agaricomycetes; Agaricales; Schizophyllaceae
Exons: 3
Coding region: 153-791 (212 amino acids)
Source: RefSeq, a predicted model, not a curated record